UUCGUGCUUCGGCGCCGCGCGGGUGAGGAGCUCCAGUCUCCGGCUUCCGCCACCACCACCGCCGCCGCCUCCUCCGCCUCCAGCCCACCUCUGGGCUUGCGCCGCCCGCCAGCAGCAUGCCGUCCAAGGGGCCGCUCCAGUCCGUCCAGGUCUUCGGACGAAAGAAAACUGCCACCGCUGUGGCCCACUGCAAGAGAGGCAAUGGGCUGAUCAAGGUGAAUGGGCGACCCCUGGAGAUGAUUGAGCCUCGCACCCUGCAGUACAAGUUGCUGGAGCCUGUCCUCCUACUAGGCAAGGAACGUUUUGCUGGAGUAGAUAUUCGAGUCCGUGUGAAAGGAGGCGGCCACGUCGCCCAGAUUUAUGCUAUCCGGCAGUCCAUCUCCAAAGCCCUGGUGGCCUAUUACCAGAAAUAUGUGGAUGAGGCCUCCAAGAAGGAAAUAAAAGACAUCCUUAUCCAGUAUGACCGAACUCUGCUGGUGGCUGACCCUCGCCGCUGCGAGUCCAAGAAGUUUGGUGGUCCUGGGGCCCGGGCUCGCUACCAGAAAUCCUAUCGAUGAGACAACUGCUGGGGUUGCGGGUCUUUUUGCAAUAAAUUUGGUAUAUGACCUUC
This is a messenger RNA of Phascolarctos cinereus (koala), 610 nucleotides long. RefSeq names its product ribosomal protein S16 (gene RPS16). Gene Ontology annotation, molecular function: RNA binding; structural constituent of ribosome. Gene Ontology annotation, biological process: translation; maturation of SSU-rRNA from tricistronic rRNA transcript (SSU-rRNA, 5.8S rRNA, LSU-rRNA). Gene Ontology annotation, cellular component: ribosome; cytosolic small ribosomal subunit. NCBI's taxonomy places the organism in Eukaryota, Metazoa, Chordata, Mammalia, Diprotodontia, Phascolarctidae. The record is from RefSeq and is a predicted model, not a curated record.